Messenger RNA from Caenorhabditis sp. 36 PRJEB53466, 468 nucleotides. NCBI's taxonomy places the organism in Eukaryota, Metazoa, Nematoda, Chromadorea, Rhabditida, Rhabditidae. The record is from the annotation of a GenBank genome assembly.
AUGAGUCAAGAGUACGACGAUUUGAUGGAUCGGGAGACGACGCCAGACAGCAAGACCAAAGGCCCCGGAUUUGUGGGCAUCAAGUUUUGUCCCGAGUGCAAUAAUAUGCUGUAUCCGCGAGAGGACAAGGAGGCGCGGGUGCUGAUGUACGCGUGCCGCAACUGCGAGCAUCGCGAAGUCGCCGUCAACCCGUGCAUUUACGUGAACAAACUGGUGCACGAAAUUGAGUAAGUCCCGCUUUCUCUGCGUCUCUCACACACUCACUGUUUUCCUUUCAGCGAACUGACCCAAAUCAUCGGCGACAUCAUCCACGACCCGACACUGCCGAAGACGGAAGAGCAUUCGUGUCCGAAGUGCCACCGGAAGAAGGCCGUGUUUUUCCAGGCGCAGACAAAGAAGGCCGAAGAGGAAAUGCGCCUGUACUACGUUUGCGCGCACGACGACUGCAAGAACCGAUGGACCGAAUAA